This is a messenger RNA of Enhydra lutris kenyoni (northern sea otter), 2282 nucleotides long. RefSeq names its product mohawk homeobox. Gene Ontology annotation, molecular function: RNA polymerase II cis-regulatory region sequence-specific DNA binding; DNA-binding transcription factor activity, RNA polymerase II-specific. Gene Ontology annotation, cellular component: nucleus. The transcript has 6 exons. The coding region runs from base 1 to 1062 and encodes 353 amino acids. NCBI's taxonomy places the organism in Eukaryota, Metazoa, Chordata, Mammalia, Carnivora, Mustelidae. Gene Ontology annotation, biological process: muscle organ development; regulation of transcription by RNA polymerase II; cell development. The record is from RefSeq and is a predicted model, not a curated record.
AUGAACACCAUCGUCUUCAACAAGCUCAGCGGCGCCGUGCUUUUUGAGGACCGCGGCGCUCCGGAACGGGAACGGGGCAGCCGGCCCUAUGGUGGCGUCCUGGACAGUACCCACGCCCGCCCUGAGGUGGGCAUUCCGGACGGCCCGCCCCUCAAGGACAACCUCGGCCUGAGACACCGGAGAACAGGGGCCAGGCAGAACGGCGGGAAGGUGAGGCACAAGCGGCAGGCUCUGCAAGACAUGGCGCGGCCCCUCAAGCAGUGGCUUUACAAGCACCGUGACAACCCGUACCCCACCAAGACCGAGAAGAUCCUCCUGGCGCUCGGCUCGCAGAUGACGCUGGUGCAGGUGUCAAAUUGGUUUGCUAAUGCACGACGUCGGCUUAAGAACACUGUUCGACAGCCAGAUUUAAGCUGGGCUUUAAGAAUAAAAUUGUACAACAAGUAUGUUCAAGGAAACGCUGAGCGGCUUAGUGUAAGCAGCGAUGAUUCAUGUUCUGAAGAUGGAGAAAAUCCUCCAAGAAACCACAUAAAUGAAGGGGGCUAUAAUAAUCCAGUUCACCAUCCUGUGAUUAAAAGUGAGAGCUCAGUCAUAAAAGCUGGAGUGAUCAGGCCAGAGUCACGGGCCAGUGAGGACUAUGUAUCACCCCCCAAAUACAAGAGCAGCUUAUUGAAUCGUUACCUUAACGACUCUUUGAGACAUGUCAUGGCCACAAAUGCUGCCAUGAUGGGAAAGACAAGGCAAAGAAACCAUUCGGGAUCUUUUAGUUCCAAUGAAUUCGAGGAAGAAUUGGUGUCUCCUUCAUCAUCAGAAACCGAAGGCAACUUUGUCUACCGUACAGACGCUCUGGAAAAUGGAUCCAAUAAGGGUGACAGUGCAGCCCACAGGAAGGGACCAAGCAAGGAUGACACAUACUGGAAGGAGAUUAAUGCCGCUAUGGCCUUAACAAAUCUUGCACAGGGCAAAGACACACUGCAGGGAACCACCAGCUGCAUCAUCCAGAAGUCGUCACAUAUAGCAGAAGUCAAGACCGUCAAAGUGCCACUGGUCCACCAGUUUUAAGGGUUUGUCGCUUUUCAGACCAAUGGCUGUUCUUCACGUCAGUGUUUUCCCAUAAAGCCUCCUCCUACGAGCCGAAGCAGAAGUGGAAAUGACUCCCUUUCAAACCUCUUUUUAUUUUUAAUUAUCCUAACUAUAUCAUUUAGUUGCUUCUAUAAAAGACAUAUAAAUUAUAAAAACCUCACUUUAAUCAAAAAUAGUAACUUAUUUUAUGUUACUCAAACUAUGCAUCAGGUGUCUGCAUUGCCGUUACAGUAAGUGCCUUGCUUCCCAAAAUCAGCAGCAACGUGGGCGUAGUGGAGAGCUAUGCCUCAAAUGACAACACCGCCAUGCUUGUUCGUCUGUGUGUCACUCCAGACGGGCCUCUGACCAUUCCAGGACUGAAACCACACGCGCUGAAAGGCCUCACAAUGUAUUCAGUAAUUCACGUGUUAAAACUUGGACAUCUAUUCAGCCCAAAUGAAACGUUCCUCUUAAAAAAAAAACAACUUCUGCAGCAUUUAAAAUUGUUCAGCAUGCUUUUCAGAGUGACAGUGAGAAUUUCAUGCAUGUAUCUUGCCUGCCUAUCAGACACACUACAAAGUUCCAAAAGGAAAGGAGCGGCGAUCACAUAACAUGUACAUGUAAAAAGAAUCCAGUGAAUACAUUGUGAUCUGAAGAACUUUUUCCAAGCAUUGAUGGAAAAUACCACAAUGCCCUUUUAGAAUUAAUUUGGAUUUUCUUUUUCUUAAAUUUCGCUGAAGUUCUUAAAAAUUUUAUUAUAUAAAUUACUCAAAAUGUUCCUGUGUAGAACUAAACCUAUAGUUUAGUUUUAACACAUAAUCCUGUUUGCGUUAAAGUUCAGUGCUUUUUGUGAUGGAAAGCUUUUCAUGUGGAAUGGUUAAAAAACCUUUUAGUUGGUUCAUUUCAAAUUAUAAUUGCUGAUGGACAGUUUGUAUUGCAACGAGAACAAGACAAUGAAAGAAAUGUAUCUCUAUGUGAAUAUACAUAUACACUCAUAAAAUUGGUUUUUAAAUUUAAAACAUAUGGAAAACAAACAUUGACAGUCUUUGCAUUUUGCCAAGUAGGACAUUAAAGUAAAAAUUAAGUGAACUCAUGCAUUAAAAGAAGGAACGUUUCGUUUCUAAAUUAGACUAUCACUGAGUGAGAAUAAUCAGUAUCAGGAAAGAAGAAUAUAGUUUUCAAUCAAAUAAUAAUAUUCUAAUCAGCUGGGGGAGACUUGA